AUGAACCUUCCGCUCACUCUGAGUUUCCGACCAACGGAGCCUUCUCUGUUUCACCGGAAAUCCUUCUCUCCGAUCAAGUAUCCACAAAAACAGCACGUACCCAUUUUUCAUCAACCAAAAUUGGACCCAAGAAGAACUCAGUUCAGGGUCACGGCUAAGAGACCGUCGCCAAUAGAGGGCUUAAGCGAAGAGAUGAGCGCCAUGGCUUCGCAGAAUCUAGACCAUGCGCCUGCUCGGAGACGAGUUCGGUCGGCAUUCGUUGACGUGCAUCAACAGCUUGAUCAUUGCUUGUUCAAGAUGGAUCAUGCUGGCAUCAGAACAGAGGAGUGGUAUGGAAGGAACUCAAAGGGCAUGGAAAUUUUCUGCAAAAGCUGGUUGCCAAAACUAGAUGUUCAAAUCAAAGGUGCUUUAUGUUUUUGCCAUGGGUACGGUAGCACUUGCACAUUCUUCUUUGAAGGUAUCGCUAAGCGAAUUGCUGCAUCUGGGUACGCUGUAUAUGCUGUGGACUAUCCAGGUUUUGGUCUUUCUGAAGGAUUGCAUGGUUACAUCCCAAACUUUGAUGAAUUGAUUGACGAUGUUAAUGAACAAUUUACUAAUAUCAAAGGAAGACCUGAAGUGAAAGGUUUGCCCUGCUUUAUAAUGGGAGAGUCCAUGGGUGGAGCUGUCACUCUCAAGAUUCAUCUAAAAGAACCGUCUAAAUGGGAUGGAGUAAUCCUUGUAGCUCCAAUGUGUAAAGCAAAACUCUUUCCCCAGAAAGACAUGGCUGGCCUAAGCUACAGAGAUCCGAGAAAGAGAAAAACGGCUGGUUACAAUGUGAUUUCUUACAAAGACCACAUGCGAUCAAGAACAGCUGUGGAACUGCUGAAGGCCACAAGUGAUAUAGAAACACAGUUGGAUAAGGUUUCAGGGCCAUUGCUAAUUCUUCAUGGAGCAGCAGAUAAGGUGACCGAUCCUUUAGUGAGCCAGUUACUUUAUGAGAAGGCCUCUAGCAAGGAUAAAACUUUGAAGCUCUAUCAAGAUGGUUAUCACUGCAUUCUUCAAGGGGAACCUGAUGACAUAAUUUUUACUGUCCUAGAUGACAUUGUAACAUGGCUUGAUUUCCGGUGCUCCCCUAAUUAA
Molecule: messenger RNA, 1119 nt
Organism: Prunus armeniaca (apricot)
Lineage: Eukaryota; Viridiplantae; Streptophyta; Magnoliopsida; Rosales; Rosaceae
Source: the annotation of a GenBank genome assembly